Messenger RNA from Cantharellus anzutake, 869 nucleotides. RefSeq lists its product as uncharacterized. Bases 151 to 831 code for a protein of 226 amino acids. The record is from RefSeq and is a predicted model, not a curated record. Lineage: Eukaryota; Fungi; Basidiomycota; Agaricomycetes; Cantharellales; Hydnaceae. The transcript is spliced from 2 exons.
UGACGAAUGUGGUUUUGGAAAUCAACUAUGGUCCUUGCAAAUUGUGACAACUCCCGAUGUUGAAUGUGGGCGUUGAGUUGCCUUUCAGGUUUUUCCUCAGUUCACGCACUACGGAACUGAGGGUAUUGCGCUAAGAUUUCUAACAACGGCAUGAUGAUCUUUCCUCUCUUCGCGGUGCUGGUGCCAGCUCUUGCGUUAGCUGACUCCCCCUCGGCUCACCUCAUCGUAACCACCAUCAAUCAUAUCCAAACAGGCGUCCAACUGUGCCAAACUUUAUCAGACUCCGUUCUUAUCAGUUCCACUGUGGAACCGAACGGUUUAACCAGAUGUCAUUAUGCACCUGCAACACCCGUGCCAUGCCUUCUUCCUGCGGAGGGACCCAAGAGUAAUGAGGGAACGAAAGGGACCUCGACAGUGCUGGUGAAAAUGGUCACCAUUGAGGCUUUGGAGGAUAAUCGGGAUCAGACCCAAGUAAUCGUCGAGCAGCCAGAGCUAAGUGCUGCUCAGUGGAACCUGUCAUUAGCGCUUAAUUUUUCAUUCCGGCAAGUAUUAACUGUCCUACGUCAGGUCGUGUGGAAUCUUCGUGAUGUACUGCUGUAUGCGGUUAGUAUUGGUGCUCAGAUUGCGAAUCAGUCGCUUGUAAAUGUGUUCAUUUUCACUUGGAACUUCAAAACUGCCUUCCGACACAUGGUUUCUUCCGAAGAGGUGGCAGGUGCACCUAUAUCUAAGACAUCAUCCAGCGAAGGCCGAGGAAUGAGUCUUGAAAUGUUUCUUUUGAAUGUGAAAGGCACUCCAACUAGAUGCGUCAACUUCUGUCUUCCUGGUCUUUAGGUGACGUCGUAGAGCAUUUUUAUACUCUGGCCUUUCAG